This is a messenger RNA of Mesocricetus auratus (golden hamster), 1961 nucleotides long. RefSeq names its product aminopeptidase like 1 (gene Npepl1). Gene Ontology annotation, molecular function: metalloaminopeptidase activity; manganese ion binding. Gene Ontology annotation, biological process: proteolysis. The record is from RefSeq and is a predicted model, not a curated record. Gene Ontology annotation, cellular component: cytoplasm. The coding region runs from base 23 to 1597 and encodes 524 amino acids. The transcript has 12 exons. NCBI's taxonomy places the organism in Eukaryota, Metazoa, Chordata, Mammalia, Rodentia, Cricetidae.
GGCUCGGGGCAGGGUGGGGGAGAUGGCGAGCGUGGGGUUGCAGUUCCAGGCGAGCGCCGGGGACGCGGACCCCCAGAGCCGGCCCCUGCUGUUGCUGGGCCAGCUGCAACACCUGCACCGCGUGCCCUGGAGCCACGUCCGCGGGAAGCUGCAGCCCCGGGUCACCGAGGAGCUCUGGCAGGCGGCUCUGGCCACGCUCAACCCCAACCCCACGGACAGCUGCCCCCUCCACCUGAACUGUGCCACGGUGGCAGCCCUGCCUUCCAGGGUGAGCCGGCACAACAGCCCUUCGGCUGCCCACUUCAUCACCAGGCUUGUGCGAACCUGCCUGCCUCCUGGAACCCACCGGUGCAUCCUGAUGGUGUGUGAACAGCCUGAGGUUUUUGCCUCCGCCUGUGCCCUGGCCCGGGCCUUCCCACUCUUCACACACCGCUCAGGGGCGUCCCGGCGCACAGAGAAGAAGACCGUCAUGGUGGAGUUCUUCCUGGUGGGACAAGACAAUGGCCCGGUGGAAGUGUCCACCUUGCAAUGUCUGACCAGCGCCACGGAAGGUGUGCGCCUAGCUGCACGCAUUGUGGAUACACCAUGCAAUGAGAUGAACACAGACAUCUUCCUUGAGGAGAUUAGCCAAGUUGGAAAGGAGCUGGGGAUCAUCCCCACCAUCAUCCGGGAUGAGCAGCUGAAGACCAAAGGAUUUGGAGGAAUCUACGGGGUUGGCAAAGCUGCCCUCCAUCCGCCUGCUCUGGCCGUCCUCAGCCACACCCCUGAUGGGGCCACACAGACCAUCGCCUGGGUGGGCAAGGGCAUCGUCUAUGACACUGGUGGCCUCAGCAUCAAAGGGAAGACCACUAUGCCAGGGAUGAAGCGAGACUGCGGGGGUGCCGCAGCCAUCUUGGGAGCCUUCAGAGCCGCCAUUAAGCAGGGCUUCAAAGAUAACCUCCAUGCUGUGUUCUGCUUGGCCGAGAAUGCAGUGGGCCCCAAUGCCACCAGGCCUGAUGACAUCCACCUUCUGUACUCAGGAAAGACUGUAGAGAUAAACAACACAGAUGCCGAGGGCAGGCUGGUGCUGGCCGAUGGGGUGUCCUAUGCAUGCAAAGACCUGGGAGCGGACAUCAUCGUGGACGUGGCCACACUGACUGGAGCACAGGGCAUCGCCACGGGGAAGUACCACGCGGCUGUGCUCACCAACAGUGCCGAGUGGGAGGCGGCCUGCGUGAAGGCUGGCCGGAAGUGCGGGGACCUGGUCCACCCGCUGGUCUACUGCCCUGAGCUACACUUCAGCGAGUUCACCUCGGCUGUGGCGGACAUGAAGAACUCAGUGGCGGACCGAGACAACAGCCCCAGCUCCUGUGCUGGCCUCUUCAUUGCUUCACACAUCGGGUUUGACUGGCCCGGUGUCUGGGUUCAUCUGGACAUCGCGGCCCCUGUGCACACUGGCGAGCGAGCCACGGGCUUUGGUGUGGCUCUCCUGCUGGCACUGUUUGGCCGUGCCUCUGAGGACCCGCUGCUGAACCUGGUGUCGCCACUGGACAGUGAGGUGGAUACCCAGGAGGGUGAUGAUGUGGGGCGUGACUCCAAGAGACGCAGGCUCGUGUGAGCAAGUGCUACUUCCCACCCGGUGACACACGUUCCUUACCUCACUUUGCACUGACUGGUUUAAGCAAUUGAAAGAUAAGAUCUUGGGAUGCGUUUGGCUUUUCCUUCUGUAACCUGUGGUGAUGGGAGUGGCCAUUCUUCUCUUAGAAGACAGCUUAGGGUUUGGUGGGGUCUGGGGAAAAUUGUCACAGACCUCCCAGGUCAGCUUCUGCAAACUCACUGUCCCUUGUCCCCCACCUGGUCUUUAGAGCCACCUCAGGUCAGCUCUGUGGUGAGCUCACUUCCUGAUCCCCACCCUGUGAAGCAGGAAGAGCUUGACGCCCCUCCAGUUCACUUGAAGUUGAAUUAAAUAUGACCACAACAUA